GGAAAGAAGAUACGACACGAAGGGACGCAUAGCAUUGACCAUCCGCAGAGCCGCAGUCCCUGUCCCGUCGCCCCCGCUCCCGCUUGUCGACAACCACCUCUCCUACUGCGACCUUCUCCAUCGACACCUCCACCUCCCGCUUGUAGUCUGUUGUCGCACUCACAACAGCAACCAUGUCUAAGGUUAUCAGAACAGUCAAGAAUGUCACCAAGGGUUACUCGAACACCCAGGUGAAGGUACGGAAUGCUACGAGUAAUGAUCCAUGGGGUCCCACGGGAACAGAGAUGAGCGACAUCGCUCGGAUGACGUUUGAUACGACUACAGAUUUCUUUGAAAUCAUGGACAUGCUCGACAAACGGUUGAACGACAAGGGAAAGAAUUGGCGGCACGUGUUGAAGGCACUCAAAGUGCUGGACUACUGCUUGCACGAAGGUUCCGAGCACGUGGUUGUAUGGGCCAAGGACAACAUUUACAUCAUUAAGACUCUGCGCGAGUUCCAGUACGUCGACGAGGAAGGAAAGGAUCAGGGAAUGAAUGUUCGGGUAUCCGCGAAGGAGCUCACCUCAUUGCUGCUCGACGAGGAACGCCUGCGUAACGAACGAAAGGAUCGGAAAUCGUGGAAGUCACGGGUGUCUGGAAUUGAGGACUCUGCUUCGUCUAAUGGAUACCCCGGACGGUCGUCGGAACGGCAGCGCCCACGGAGACACUCGAACCCAGGCCCGAGCGCCAGGACGGAUGAGGAGGAUCUGGAAUACAGAUUGGCGAUUGAGGCGAGCAAGAACCAGGCGGAGGAAGACAAGAAGAGACAGUCGCAGAGCAAUGUCCCCGAUGAUGACCUGGCGAAGGCGAUCCGGUUGAGCAAGGAAGAAGCGGAGCGCGAGCGUGCCCAGAAGGAGCAGGGACAGAUUAACGCAGACUCUCUUUUCGAUGAUGCCCCGGUUCAACAGCAAGCUCAGCCGUUGCAGUACCAGCAGACAGCGUUCCAGCAGCAGCCAGACUACCAGCAAGGCCAGAUGGUGGAUUUCUGGGGUAACCCGAUGAACCAGCAGAACACCGGCUACUUGAAUGGUGUUUACGGACAGCCAACUGGGCAGUUUGCGAAUCAGCAGCAAUUUCCCCAGCCAACUGGAUUUGACAUGCAGCAGGCAAUGCAGCAGCAGCAGCAACUUCAGCAGCAACAGCAAAUGCAGCAGCAGCAGCAGCAAAUGCAGCAACCGCAGGGAUAUGGGCAACAGAUGGUCGCUCAACCCACUGGCUUCGCCGCGCAGAAUCCGUACGCGAAUGGCGGUAACCUCAGUCCGCAGCAAACCGCGUACAUGUCCCCGGGCAACAACAACCCUUACGCGAAUGGUCUGCAGCCGGCGCAACCGAUGGUGCCCCUUCCUACCGGUUCAAACAAUCCAUUCGCCCCGAAGAUGAGCUAUGGUACGCAGUCGCCACCAAGGAACAAUGGCCAACCGAGUCUCGCGGCCCUCCAGGAGCAACGGACACAAACCCCUUCAUUCAGUCAGUUCCAGCAGCAAUCCCAGCAGACUGCCUUUGGCCAGCAGCCCUCGUUCUCAUCACCGUCGACUCCUGUCCCUACUCAGCAGCAGCAGCAGCCAGCAAAACCGAUAAAUCCCCAACACGCCCAACUGGAGGCACUGUUGGCUGGCGGAAACGGUCUGGAUACGUUUGGAAAUACUGGUGAUCUCAGAAUCCCGGCCCAGCACACUGCGCCAGGCAUGUUCGUGAAUUCAGCCGGAAUGAGGCGCGGUCCGACGCCCGCACAGGCCACGGGGAACAACCCAUGGAUGCAGCAAACACAGUUCACAGGUAUGCCGCAGACGACAGGAUUUGGUGCUAGUCUCCAGCCGCAGCAGCAGAGACUGGUCCCCGCACACACCGGCCCCGCCGGCAUGACCUACCAGGGCGGCAACGCAAAUCCAUUCGGACAGCCGCAGCAGCAGCAACAACAGAACCAGAACCUGAUCGACUUUUAGGUUGGCUGGACAGGGUUGGCUGGUUUGUAAGCACAAUGAGACUGGGUGGCUGUAACAAGUCGAGUGAUAUGUUGUGAUGUUCCUCGGCCUUUGUUGAAUGAGGGGUGGAUGGAUGGCGGAGAGGGUUGAAUAGGUUGUUGUAGGCUCCAGCUUUUUUUUCUUUUCGGCGGGCGGAUAGGUUUUUAUACGUUCCAAUUUCAAGUCCAGCUUUUUUUUUCUUCU
Messenger RNA from Tricharina praecox, 2204 nucleotides. RefSeq lists its product as uncharacterized. Gene Ontology annotation, molecular function: phospholipid binding; clathrin binding. Gene Ontology annotation, biological process: endocytosis; actin filament organization. The transcript is spliced from 4 exons. The coding region runs from base 174 to 1982 and encodes 602 amino acids. Lineage: Eukaryota; Fungi; Ascomycota; Pezizomycetes; Pezizales; Pyronemataceae. The record is from RefSeq and is a predicted model, not a curated record. Gene Ontology annotation, cellular component: clathrin vesicle coat; endosome; plasma membrane.